GCAGGGCCCGGCAGGUGCGGGCUGGCGAGGCGGAGCCAGAAGUUGUUCUCCCCUCAGCUGCUCCGAGGCCAGGUUGGGGCUCUGCUGAGGGAGGCAGGAGGAAGCAUCGCAUGUGGAAGCUGGCCGGCUGCCAACUCCCGGGACAGCCCUGGGUCAUUCCUAAUUGCUGCGGGCUGACUCACCUCCACGUCAAAGGCCCCGGCCCCAGUUCAGCUAUUUAACCUGCUGCGUGGAGCCAGCUCGAAUCCACUCCUGGGGCAGCUGAGCCCUGCCCGCCGCCGGCCUGCUGCCACCGGCAGACACCGGCCCGCAGAGCAGCCCCGUGGGCACUGGCUUGCCCCGCGGUCUGCACUCAGGAUGCCAGGCCCUGGCGCUCCGGGCCUGGCCCCGGCCCCGGCCCAGCAGGUAUGUCUGUGGCAGCACUACCUGCUGGCCAUCCGCUCUCGGGAGGCGGCUCGCAUCCAGGACUACCAGCGCGCGGAGAACACGCUGCUGGCCGCACUGGAGCGCGUGCACGCCCUGGACCCCCGCUUCCUCGUCGACUAUUCCCGCGACCCGGAGGCCCGCCAGUUCGCGCUGCGCUCCUCGGAGGAGCCGCUGGACAUGGAGGUACCCCUGCGGGUGGACGCUGAGGGCCUCCUGAUUGAGGGCCCGGGAGCCGCCGCGCCGCGGGCUGGCCCCACACUCUGCCGCGUGGGCGUCCCCCGGGGCGUGGCCGGCCUGGAGCCCUGGAUGACCGCCGACGUCUUCAGCGCCACCCCGGAGGCCGGCACCAGGUGCUGCGGACACAUCGUCCCAAGCAAGGUCCUGCGCGUCCUGAAGGACCUUCUGGUGGCAGCCAUUGUGCACUGCAGGCACCAGGGCCUCAUCCCGCCAGGAUCGCUGAGUGUGGCCAGCCUGAAGGACGGUCAUCUUCAUCUGUCCCUGCUGGUGUCCAGUGGCUGGAGGAGGAUCGGCUUCCGCGUCAUACCGGUGGUCAGGACGCGGCGUGGGGCCCCCGGGCUGGACGGGGCCCGCUUGGCGUCUGGAUUUCCCGAGGGUGCCUGGAGAAGGCUCGUCAGCCACGGGGUGGACCUGGUGCCCGCCAGCGCCCAGCACUGGAGGGUCUCCACCGAGCACCUGCUCACGCGGCUGCUUGGAGAGCUGGGGUCUCUGCGGGGCCACCGGCUGGACAGCCUCUCCAUCCUCGACCGGGUGAACCUGGAGAGCUGGAGAGGCGGCGGCCGGAGCCCUGGCCUGACCUUCGACCACCUGAAGACCGUGCUGCUGUGGGCCUCGGCCCUCUUCCCCGCCCCCGAGGACUGGGCGGAGCUGCAGGGGGCUGUGUACCGGCUGCUGGUGGUGCUGCUCUGCUGCCUGGCCACCCGGAGCCUGCCCCACUUCCUCCACCCUGGGAGCAACCUGCUGCAGGCCAGCGGCCUGGACCUCGGCACCCUCUACCAGCACGUGGAGGCCUUUGCCAGCCGGCCCGAGGGGUCCCUGCGUAUCCAUGCCACUCACCUGGGCCAGGGCCCCCCGCCGCGCCUCUGCCACGGGGUCAAGGAACUUCUGCAGCUGCCUGCCAGUGACCCUUCCUGCUGGACCACCGCCUACUUCGAUGUCCUGCUGGACAAGUUCCAGGUUUUCAACAUCACGGACAAGGACCGCGUCUCCGCCAUGCAGAGCGUCUUCCUGAAGUCCAAGGCCCUGGGCGGCAAAGAGAACUGAGCCGGGCCGUUCACCCCGGCUCUCCCUGGGCAUCGUGGGCAUGUGGAGAAGCUGUGGUGGAGGAACUCUGUCCACAGGACGGCUGUGAGGCCCGAGGGGCUGUCCGCAUCUGCUCUGGCAGCUGCCCAUCCAGGGGAGGCCUGGGGUGCAGCUGUGUCCGUGGGAGCUGGACCUGGAGGUUGGGCCCUGUGUGCUGCAUGGCCCUGCAGACAAAACGCUCUGUCCCAUCUCCAAUGCAGUAAAGUCCCAGAACACCCAA
This is a messenger RNA of Dipodomys spectabilis (banner-tailed kangaroo rat), 1966 nucleotides long. RefSeq names its product mab-21 like 4 (gene Mab21l4). The record is from RefSeq and is a predicted model, not a curated record. The coding region runs from base 358 to 1707 and encodes 449 amino acids. The transcript has 6 exons. Lineage: Eukaryota; Metazoa; Chordata; Mammalia; Rodentia; Heteromyidae.